Molecule: messenger RNA, 2308 nt
Organism: Eubalaena glacialis (North Atlantic right whale)
Lineage: Eukaryota; Metazoa; Chordata; Mammalia; Artiodactyla; Balaenidae
Gene: NR5A2
Product: nuclear receptor subfamily 5 group A member 2
Exons: 7
Coding region: 158-1567 (469 amino acids)
Biological process (GO): tissue development; hormone-mediated signaling pathway; regulation of transcription by RNA polymerase II
Cellular component (GO): RNA polymerase II transcription regulator complex
Molecular function (GO): RNA polymerase II cis-regulatory region sequence-specific DNA binding; nuclear receptor activity; zinc ion binding
Source: RefSeq, a predicted model, not a curated record
UGCGCCCGGGGUUUCACCGGAGGUGCCGGGAGGCUUCGGGCGGCGGCCGGGCUGCGCGGACCUGCCCUCGCCAUCCGUCCCCUGCGGCGCGCGCUGCGAGGCUCGAUCGGCGAGGACCGAGUCUCCGGGAGGGACCGGAUCAGUGUCUCAGUUUAAAAUGGUGAAUUACUCCUAUGAUGAAGAUCUUGAGGAACUCUGUCCCGUUUGUGGAGAUAAAGUGUCUGGGUACCAUUAUGGGCUCCUCACCUGUGAAAGUUGCAAGGGCUUUUUUAAGCGAACAGUUCAAAAUAAUAAAAGGUACACGUGUAUAGAAAACCAGAACUGCCAAAUUGACAAGACACAGAGAAAGCGUUGUCCUUACUGUCGAUUUCAAAAAUGUCUAAGUGUUGGAAUGAAGCUAGAAGCGGUAAGGGCGGACCGAAUGCGUGGAGGGAGGAAUAAGUUUGGGCCCAUGUACAAGAGGGACAGGGCCCUGAAGCAACAGAAAAAAGCCCUCAUCCGAGCCAAUGGACUUAAGCUAGAAGCCAUGUCUCAGGUGAUCCAAGCCAUGCCCUCCGAGCUGAGCAUCUCCUCUGCAAUUCAGAACAUCCAUUCUGUCUCCAAAGGCCUACCUCUGAACCACGCUGCCUUGCCUCCUACAGACUACGACCGGAGUCCCUUUGUAACGUCCCCCAUCAGCAUGACAAUGCCACCUCCUGGCAGCCUGCAAGGCUACCAGACCUACAGCCACUUUCCCAGCCGGGCCAUCAAGUCUGAGUACCCAGACCCCUACACCAGCUCCCCGGAGUCCAUCCUGGGCUACUCCUACUUGGACAGUUACCAGACCAGCUCCCCGGCCAGCAUGCCCCACCUGAUCCUGGAACUGCUGAAGUGUGAGCCCGAUGAGCCCCAGGUCCAGGCCAAGAUCAUGGCCUAUUUGCAGCAGGAGCAGGCGAGCCGCAGCAAACACGAGAGGCUGAGUACAUUCGGGCUAAUGUGCAAGAUGGCAGAUCAGACCCUCUUCUCCAUCGUGGAGUGGGCCCGGAGUAGCGUCUUCUUCAGGGAGCUCAAGGUUGAUGACCAGAUGAAGCUGCUUCAGAACUGCUGGAGUGAGCUCUUAAUUCUCGACCACAUUUACCGACAAGUGGUUCACGGAAAGGAAGGAUCCAUCUUUCUGGUUACUGGGCAACAGGUGGACUAUUCCAUCAUAGCCUCACAAGCGGGGGCCACACUCAACAACCUCAUGAGUCACGCACAGGAGUUGGUGGCAAAGCUUCGUUCUCUACAGUUUGACCAACGAGAGUUCGUGUGUCUGAAAUUCUUGGUGCUCUUUAGUUUAGAUGUCAAAAACCUGGAGAACUUCCAGCUGGUCGAAGGUGUCCAGGAGCAAGUCAACGCUGCCCUGCUGGACUAUACAAUGUGCAACUACCCACAGCAAACAGAGAAAUUCGGGCAGCUGCUACUCCGACUACCUGAAAUCCGGGCCAUCAGCAUGCAGGCCGAGGAAUACCUCUACUACAAGCACCUGAACGGGGAUGUCCCCUACAACAACCUGCUGAUUGAAAUGCUGCAUGCAAAACGAGCUUAGUUACAGCCCCUAGGAGUGCGGCUUCCAAAACACAAAGAGAUCGGUGGUGGGGAAAGAAGAACAGGAAGAAAGGGAAAAAAAAAAAAAUACUCUGAAUGGCUCCAAGCAACACAAAUUAAACACUUGGUUUAAAGAUAUUGAAUUUAAUAAAGCAUAAUAAUCAAAUACUUAAUAGCCAAUAAAUGAUGGAUCAGGGUAUUUGUAUUGCAGACUGUGAAUCAAAGGCAUCACAUCCCCAAAGAAUUCCGUAUAAAAGACAUUGGAAUGGAGUGAAUUGAACUCACAGGUGGAUCCCAACACCACAUCAGGAUGAAAAUGGACAGAACAGUUCUUGUAUAUUGAAACUGAUCUCCGCUGUGAAGAAAUCUAGGAACUGAUCUGUGUUAUCCGUUAGGCUUUCGCAGCGGGGGAUUUGAGCUUACAGAAUUCCUCCGUGGUAAAGCUGAACUGAAGCCAUUCUCAAGAGUUCAUCAGCUGCACCGAUCAUAGCCCUUCCCUCUUCCUUUCAAGGACGCAGCACCUUCUGUCCCGUGAUCACGGAAUCUGUACUAAGGACUCGCGCUCAGCCACACCCACUAGUAGCUCCACCAAAUCAUGAAAAGCCUAAUCUUGAAUGUCUGUGUCUUAGACCUGCAAACAGCUAAUAAGAACAGUCUAUGAAUAUAUUAGCUUGCCAUUUUGACUAUGUUCUGGUUUGUUUUGUCAUGUGUUCAUGUUAAAAAAAAAAAAAAGCAGGCAGUA